Brassica napus (rape) is the source of this 1569-nucleotide messenger RNA. RefSeq names its product protein ENDOSPERM DEFECTIVE 1-like. The record is from RefSeq and is a predicted model, not a curated record. Gene Ontology annotation, biological process: spindle assembly; centrosome cycle. Gene Ontology annotation, cellular component: cytoplasm; centrosome; nuclear microtubule. Bases 368 to 1294 code for a protein of 308 amino acids. NCBI's taxonomy places the organism in Eukaryota, Viridiplantae, Streptophyta, Magnoliopsida, Brassicales, Brassicaceae. Gene Ontology annotation, molecular function: microtubule binding. The transcript is spliced from 5 exons.
UUUUGAAAAAUAAAAAAAUUAAAAUUUUCAAGGGAUAAACUUAGAAAUGUGCUAUUUUGGUCAUUUUAGUUUUUGAGUGUUAUUUUUGUGAUAUAAACUGCUAUUUUGGAGAUUCGCCAUUAUAAGAAACACAUAUAAUUUAACUCGACGCUCCUAAUUGGGCCCAAGGCCCGCAGAAAUUAAUCAGGAGUCAUCGAAUUAAUUUUAAAUUCCCGUUAAUUAGUUAACUAAUUAAAACCUCUAUCCUUCGGACAAGAAGAGAAGAACCGUUGUACUUUUGCAAGCAUUACUCAACGGCUAUUCCCUCCUCUAAUCAUCUCUUCUCCCACCUUUCUCCUUCUUCCUCUUUCUCAUCAAUUCGAUUGCAAUGGAGGGGAGAACCGGCCAAUCAACACCGGCGAUAACUGCGCCGGUCCCGGCUCCGGUUCCUCCGCCUUCUACACGGCGUCCUAGGGUGAGAGAAGUGAGCUCCAGAUUCAUGUCUCCCGUUGCUUCUUCAUCUUCCUCCGGAGAUCUCCAUCUACCGACUUCAAACUCUCCCAGACAUAAUCAACGAUCCAUUUCAACUCAGAAGUCUCAAGGAGAUACAAAGAGACGGAAGAGAGUUUUAGGACAACAAGCGGACGCACAUUCUUUGAAACUGCUUCGUAACCACUACUUGCAAUGGAGAUUCGCAAACGCAAAUGCUGACGUCAGAAAACAAGCUCAUAAAGCAGAAGCCGAGAGAAUGUUUUAUUCACUUGGUUUGAAAAUGUCAGAGCUCUCUCAUUGUGUACGUAAGAAACGCAUAGAGCUACAAGGACUAAUGAGAGUAAAAGCUAUUAAGGAGAUUGUGGAGCCUCAAAUGCCUUUAUUGGAGCAAUGGACAACUCUUGAAGAAGAAUACUCAACUUCACUAUCGGAAACAUCUGGAGCUUUAUUGAAUGCUUCAUUGCGGCUCCCUCUAGAUGCUGAUAUCAAGGUUUAUAUUGUUCGGAUUAACAUUGUUCCCUUUUGUGUAUCUUUUGCAUUAAUCACUUUCGAUUCUCAAUAUCAGGUUGAGACGAAAGAGUUAGAAGAAGUACUUGCGGUUGCUUCAAAGUCCAUGGAAGGCAUUGUGCAAAACAUUGGACAGUUUUUGCCUAAGACACAAGAGAUUGAGAGUUUGUUGUCGGAACUAGCGAGAGUAAGCAGCAGAGAAAAAGUAGCAGCAGAAGACUGUGGAGUUGCACUGCUUAAGACACAUUCAUCACAUGUUGAAGAUUGCUAUCUUAGAAGUCAGCUUAUACAGCAGCACCACAAGCAGUGCGUAUAAUAAAUGAAUUUGAAGCUCCCUUGCAUAAUAAAUGUAUCACACAAAAGAGUAUAAUAAAAGGUUUUGGUAAAGUCACUGUAUUGAAGGAAGCUGAUGAAACUGACGCUGUGGAAGCUAAUAAGAACAAAGGCAAUGCUUUCCGCCGCUGAUGAUAGCAAAUGUUGUUACAACACAACAAUGUUUUGUAUUAUGAAAUGUAAAAUUAUAUGUCAAAGAAAACAGAUUUGUUACAUGUUUCUGAUCCCAGGAUACGUUUGAGAGCAUCAGAUUCAUAA